GUGAGGCGAAGACUUCAAACCAAGUUGCGGCGGCUCCGAGGAAACACCUUCGGCUUCACUCACACUUCAACCACAACCAGAACCAGAACCGAACCCACCGGGCGGGGGGGGGAAGAAGAAAACAACAUGCCGGCCACAGAGAAGGACCUGGCGGAGGACGCUCCGUGGAAGAAGAUCCAGCAGAACACCUUCACCCGCUGGAUCAACGAGCACCUGAAGUGCGUCAACAAGCGGAUCGUGGACCUGCAGCUGGACCUGGGGGACGGCCUGCGGCUCAUCGCCCUGCUGGAGGUCCUGAGCCAGAAGAAAAUGUACCGAAAGUACCACCCGAGGCCCAACUUCAGGCAGAUGAAGCUGGAGAACGUGUCGGUUGCGCUGGAGUUCCUGGAGCGGGAGAACAUCAAGCUGGUCUCCAUCGACUCUAAAGCCAUUGUAGACGGGAACCUGAAGCUGAUCCUGGGUUUGAUCUGGACCCUGAUCCUGCACUACUCCAUCUCCAUGCCAGCCUGGGAGGGCGAGGACGAAGAGGCAGAGACAAAGACGCCUAAGCAGCGUUUGCUGGGCUGGAUCCAACACAAAGUUCCUGAUCUGCCGAUCACCAACUUCAGCCAGGACUGGAGGAACGGGAGGGCACUGGGAGCACUGGUGGACAGCUGUGCACCAGGCCUGUGUCCAGACUGGGAGACCUGGGAUCCAGUGAAACCAGUGGAGAACGCUACUGAAGCCAUGCAGCUGGCUGACGACUGGCUGGGGAUCGCACAGGUCAUCGCUCCAGAGGAGAUCAUCGACCCCGGCGUGGACGAGCAGUCCGUCAUGACCUACCUGUCUCAGUUCCCCAAAGCCAAGCUAAAGCCCGGCGCGCCGCUCAAACCCAAACUGAACCCCAAGAAGGCCCGCGCAUACGGACCCGGUAUCGAACCUACGGGGAACCGAGUGCUGCGUCCUGCUGUGUUCACCGUGGACACGUUCAGCGCGGGUCAGGGUCAGGUCAUGGCCUACCUGGACCAUCCAGACGGCACCCGGGAGGAGCUGAAGGUGGAGCCCAACGAGGGCAAGAAGACGUACAGCGUCACCUACGUUCCUCAAGUCAUGGGGCCUCAUAAGGUGACGGUGUUGUUUGCAGGCCAGCAGAUUCCUAAAAGUCCGUUUGAGGUGAAUGUGGACAAGGCGCUGGGAGACGCAUCCAAAGUAACGGUGAAAGGCCCGGGAAUCGAACCUGUGGGCAACAUCGCCAACAAACCCACCUAUUUUGACAUCUACACGGCAGGAGCUGGAACGGGAGACGUGACAACCAUGAUCCGAGACCCACAGGGCCGCCAGAACAGCGUGGAGGUGAUGAUGGAGGAUAAGGGUGACGGCAUGUACCGCUGCACCUACCGCCCCACGCAGGCCGGACCGCACGCCAUCACCGUCACCUUCGGAGGAGUGGGAGUCCCUAAGAGCCCCUUCGCUGUGGACAUCGGACCGGCCUGCAUGCCAGGCGCCUGCAGGGCGACGGGUCGGGGUCUGCAGCCGGCAGGGAUGAGGGUCAAGCAGGUCGGGGACUUCAAGGUGGACACCAGGAACGCCGGCAGUGGAGAGCUGAAGGUGCUCAUCAAAGAUCCCAAAGGCAACGAGGAGCCGGUGAAGCAGGUUCUCAGUCAGGACGGCGUUUUCUGCUACGAGUAUUACCCGAGAAGUCCUGGAAAAUACACGGUCUCCAUCACCUGGGGGGCUCAGCACAUCCCCAAGAGUCCAUUUGACGUGGUGAUCGGUCCGGAGGCGGGGCCUCAGCAGAUCAGGGCCUGGGGUCCUGGAUUGAAGGGUGGCAUUGUGGGUAAACCUGCAACCUUUGUGGUGGAGUCUAUCGGCACCGACGUGGGAGUUCUUGGUUUCGCCAUCGAGGGUCCGUCCCAGGCUAAAAUCGAGUGCGAGGAUAAAAACGACGGGUCGUGUGACGUUCGCUACUGGCCGACAGAAGCCGGGGAAUACGCCGUCCAUGUGACCUGCGACGAAGAGGACAUCGAGCUCAGCCCCUUCAUGGCCCACAUCGUCCCCGACAACAACACCAACCACCCGGAGAAGGUCCAGGCUUACGGGCCGGGCCUGGAGCCGAGCGGCUGCCAGGUGGACCAGCUGGCCGAGUUCACGGUGGAGGCAGAAGACGCCGGGAAAGGGCCUCUGAAGAUCACCGCUCAGGAUGCAGAGGGGCUUCCUGUGGAGGUGAAGGUGAGGAGCAAAGGGGAAGGCCUGUACCAGUGCUGCUACACGCCCGCCUCCUCUCUGAAGCACACCGUGUCCGUCAGCUGGGCCGGAGUCGGCGUCCCCAACAGCCCCUUCAGGGUGAACGUGGGGAAAGGAAGUCACCCCAACAAGGUGAAGGUGUUCGGUCCCGGAGUGGAGCGAAGUGGGCUGAAGGCCAACGAGCCGACACACUUCACCGUGGAUUGUUCAGGAGCCGGAGACGGGGACGUUAGCGUGGGCAUCAAGUGGGACUCCAGCACAGACGGUGACCAGGAGGCCGACGUGGACUUUGACAUCAUUCCCAACGCCAACGACACGUUCACCGUCAAAUACGUCCCUCCUGCUGCGGGCAGGCUGACGGUGAAAGUCAUGUUCACCGACCAGGAAGUCCCUCUCAGUCCGUUCCUGGUGAAAGUGGAGCCGUCUCACGAUGCUUCGAAGGUUAAAGCCAAAGGUCCGGGACUCGCCCCGACCGGUGUGGAGAGUGGUAAGCCGACCCAUUUCACCGUGGUAACCAAAGGAGCCGGUAAAGCUCCGCUGGACGUUACCUUCUCCUCGUCGGUGAAAGACUUUGACAUCAUCGACAACUACGACUACUCUCACACCGUCAAGUACAUGCCUGUGCAGCAGGGGGAGAUGACCAUCGUGGUGACCUUUGGCGGUGACCCCAUUUCCAGCAGCCCCUUCACGGUUGGCGUUGCUGCUCCGCUGGACCUCAGCAAAGUCUCUGUGGACAACCUGGACGGAAGGGUGGAGGUGAACGAGGAGCAGCAGUUCAUGGUGGACACUCAGGGCGCCGGAGGCCAGGGUCAGCUGGAGGUGGAAGUGCUGAGUCCCAGCCAGAGAGCGGUGCCUUGUAAAGUGGAGCCUCAGCCGGGGAGAGCAGCCGUCAGUUUGGUCCGCUACACCCCGAGAGAGGAGGGCGUCUACGCCGUCAACGUGUCCUACGACGAGCACCCCGUUCCGGGAAGCCCCUUCCCUGUGGAGGCCCAGCUGCCUCCAGACCCCAGUAAGGUGAAGGCGUUCGGUCCCGGUCUGAAGGGAGGUUUGGUCGGCGACCCGGCCGAGUUCACCAUCGACACGAAGGGGGCCGGAACCGGCGGUCUGGGCCUGACGGUGGAGGGUCCGACCGAGGCGAAGAUCGAGUGUUCGGACAACGGCGACGGCACCUGCUCCGUCUCCUACCUGCCCACCGAGCCCGGAGACUACCUGGUCAACAUCCUGUUUGAAAACGUCCACAUCCCCGGCUCGCCGUUCAGAGCCGACAUCCAGAUGCCCUUUGACCCCUCCAAGGUGGUCGCCUCAGGGUCGGGGCUGAAGAAGGCGAAGGUUGGAGAGAUCAGCGUUCUGAAUGUGGACUGCUCUCGGGCCGGGCCGGGUCAGCUCAGCCUGGACGCGGCGCCCGAGUCUGGGCCGGGCUUAGGCAUGAAAGCGAAGACGGAGGUGGUGGACAACCAGGACGGGACGUACACGGUGACCUACGUCCCCCUGACCUCCGGCAUGUACACCCUGAUGCUGAAGUACGGAGGUAAAUCCGUGCCAGGCUUCCCGGCCAAGGUGAUGGUGGAUCCUGCAGUCGACACCUCCAAGGUCAAAGUGUUUGGACCCGGUAUCGAGGGCCAAGCCGUUUUCAGAGAAGCCACCACGGAUUUCACAGUGGACGCCCGACCUCUGACCCGGCGAGGAGGAGAGCACGUGAAGGCCGAGGUGAAGAAUCCGUCCGGCGCUCUGACGGAGUGCGUGGUCACCGACCAGGCCGACGGGACCUACAGCGUCGAGUACACGCCCUUCGAGAACGGCGUCCACAGCGUCAGCGUUCUGUACGACGAUGCUCCGGUUCCCAAGAGUCCGUUCAGAGUCUCUGUGACGGAGGGCUGCGACCCCAGCAGGGUGGUGGCCACUGGGCCGGGGCUGCAGCAGGCCCUGACGGACCAGAACAACGCCUUCAGCAUCAUCACCAGGGGUGCAGGAAUCGGUGGCCUCGGCAUCACCGUGGAGGGUCCGUCUGAGUCCAAGAUGUCGUGCAAAGACAACAAAGACGGCAGCUGCAGCGUGGAGUACGUUCCGCUCACGCCGGGCCUCUAUGACGUCAACAUCACCUACGGUGGCGAGCACAUCCCAGGAAGUCCAUUUAAGGUCCCGGUGAAAGCCGUGGUCGACUCCAGUAAGGUCAAGGUGUCGGGUCCAGGUGUGGCGUCGGGAGUCAGAGCAAAUAUCCCACAAUCCUUCAGUGUGGACUGCAGGAAGGCUGGCGAGGCGCCGCUGGCGGUGGCCGUCACGGGCCCAAAGGGGCUGGCAGAACCGGUGGAGGUGACGGACAACGGCGACGGGACGCACACCGUGUCGUACACGCCAUCCAUGGAGGGACCGUACGCCGUCUCGGUCAAAUACGCAGACGAGGAUGUUCCACGCAGUCCGUUCAAGUUCAGGGUUCUGCCGACCCAUGACGCCAGUAAAGUGCGUGCCAGCGGCCCUGGGCUGACCAGCGGCGUCCCCGCCAGCUUCCCGGUCCAGUUCAACAUCGACGCCAGAGACGCCGGCCAGGGCCAGCUGAGCGUGCUCAUCACGGACCAGGAUGGGAAACCCAAGCAGUCCAGUAUCCAUGACAACGAUGACGGGACCUACACGGUGUCCUACGUCCCCGACCGCACCGGGCGCUACACCAUCGUCAUAAAGUACGGCGGCGACGACAUCCCGGCGUCGCCCUACAGAGUCCGCGCCACGGCGACCGGAGACGCCAGCAAAUGCACGGUGACGGGACCGGGCGUGGGCCCGACCGUGGCCAUCGGCGAGGAGCUGGGCCUGUUGGUGAACGCCAAGGCGGCCGGAAAGGGCAAGGUGAGCUGCGUGGUGGUCCAACCCGACGGCAGCGAGGUGGAGGCCCAGGUUCUGGAGAACGAAGACGGCACCUUUGACAUCUUCUACGCCACGCCGGCUCCGGGGAACUACGCCAUCUACGUCCGCUUCGGAGGGGAAAACAUCCCGCGCAGUCCGUUCAAAGUCAUGGCUACUGAUGCAGUUCCCAUCAGCCAACAGCAGAUGGCGCAGCAACAGAGACAGGCCGGUCCCCCUAGCGCUGGCUUCCAGCCAUGGGUGAUGUCAGAGAACUACCAGCCAAUCAGCAGCAGCGUGAACGGCAGUGGCUUCAGACCGUUUGACAUGAUCAUCCCGUUCGCCUUUAGGCCGGGAGAAAUCACCGGUGAGGUGCUGAUGCCUUCAGGCAAGUCUGCGCAGCCGCUGAUCGCAGACAACGGAAAUGGGACAGUGAUAGUCCAGUACGCCCCGACUGAGCCGGGCCUGCAUGAGAUGCACAUCAAGUACAACGGCACACACAUCCCAGAGUCUCCGCUCCAGUUCUACGUGAACCACAGCAGCAGCCCCAACGUUACGGCUUUCGGGCCUGGACUGAGCUACGGCGUCGCCAACAAGGUGGCGACCUUCACAGUCUGCACAGAAGACGCCUCUGAAGGCGGUCUGGACCUGGCUAUCGAGGGUCCGUCCAAAGCGGAGAUCAGCUGCGUAGACAAUAAGAACGGGACGUGCACCGUCAGCUACCUUCCCACGCUGCCUGGAGAUUACAACAUCCUGGUCAAAUACAACGAAGAUCACAUCGAAGGCAGCCCGUUUACCGCCAGGAUCACGGAGGACAACCAGCGCCGCUCUCAGGUUAAACUGGGCUCUGCAGCAGAUUUCUUCCUGGACAUCAACGAGACUGACCUCAGCGUGUUGACCGCCAGCAUCAGAGCGCCGUCUGGACGGGACGAGCCCUGCCUGCUGAAAAGGAUGGCCAACAACCACAUUGGCAUCUCCUUCAUCCCCAGGGAGGUGGGCAAACACCAGGUCAGCAUCCUGAAGAACGGCCGGCACGUCCCCAACAGCCCCAUCACCAUCAAUGUGGUCCAGUCCGAGAUCGGAGACGCCGGACGAGUCAAAGCCCACGGCGACGGCCUCGUUCAGGCCACCACCUUCACCAACGCCAGCUUUGUGGUCGACACAAGGGAGGCAGGUUACGGCGGCCUGGCUCUGGCUAUUGAAGGUCCCAGUAAGGUGGACAUCCAGACGAAGGACGUGGAGGACGGGACCUGUGAGGUCUCCUACUGUCCCACCGAACCUGGAAACUACAUCGUCUCCAUCCGGUUUGCAGAGGAACACGUUCCAGGAAGUCCGUUCACGGUGAGGGUGACCGGCGAAGGUCGCAUCCGGGAGAGCAUCACCUGUCGACAGAAGGCGGCGUCGGUCGCCAGCGUCGGCAGCAUGUGCGACCUCAACCUGAAGAUACCCGCGAUGGACAUGCAGGACAUCACCGCUGAAGUCACUUCGCCGUCUGGAACCAGCCGGCCCGCUGAGCUGGUUUCCAUGGGCAACGACACCUACUGUGUGCGGUUCGUUCCCACGGAGAUGGGCGUGCACAGCGUCGGCGUGAAGUACAGGGGCGUGCACGUACCGGGCAGCCCCUUCCAGUUCACGGUGGGCCCGCUGGGAGAGGGCGGCGCGGGCAAGGUGACGGCCGGGGGUCCGGGCCUGGAGGGAGCGCUGGCCGGGGAGCCAGCCGAGUUCAGCAUCUGGACGCGUGAGGCCGGCGCCGGCGGUCUGUCCGUCGCCAUGGAGGGUCCCAGCAGGGCGGAGAUCUCCUUCGACGACCGUAAAGACGGAUCCUGCGGGAUCUCCUAUGUGGCUCAGGAGCCCGGCGACUACGAGAUCUCGGUGAAGUUUAACGAGCAGCACAUUCCCGACAGCCCCUACCUGGUCCCGGUCGUGGCGCCGGUGAACGAUGCGCGGCGCCUCACUGUUGCCGGCCUUCAGGAGUCCGGUCUGAAGGCGAAUCACCCAGCAUCCUUUGCGGUGCGUCUGAAUGGAGCACAGGGAAAGCUGGAGGCCAAGGUUCACAGUCCGUCUGGAGCGCUGGAGGAGUGCGUCGUCACGGAGCUGGAGAAAGAUAAGUUCGCCAUCCGCUUCAUCCCCAGGGAGAACGGCGUUCACACCAUCGACGUGAAGUUCAACGGCUCUCACAUCCCAGGAAGUCCUUUCCAGGUCCGGGUUGGAGAACCAGGACAGAGCGGAGAGCCCGGUCUGGUGACGGCGUACGGAUCCGGUCUGGAGAGAGGCACCACAGGAACCCAGUCGGAGUUCAUCAUUAACAACACCAAAGCGGGACCCGGAGCGCUAGCCGUGACCAUCGAGGGUCCGUCCAAAGUGAAGAUGGACUGCCAGGAAAUCCCUGAAGGUUACAAGGUUCACUACACUCCGAUGGCACCGGGAACCUACAUGAUCAGCGUCAAAUACGGAGGGCCCAACCACAUCACCGGCAGCCCCUUCAAGGCCAGAGUCACAGGUAACCGGCUGGUGAACGUGACCAACGCCAACGAGACGUCGACCCUGACGCUGGAUCCGACUCUAAGAACAGCCGGCGGCAGCUUCGCUCAGAGCGCCAUGCCCAGACCGGGAGACUCGGACGCCAGCAAGGUGCUGAGCCGAGGACCCGGACUGAGCAAGGCUUUCGUGGGCCAGAAGAGCAACUUCUCUGUGGACUGCAGCAAAGCUGGUAAGAACAUGCUGCUGGUGGGCGUGUACGGCCCUCAGGUCCCCUGUGAGGAGGUUCUGGUCAAACAUCUGGGGAACCUGCAGUACAACGUCAGCUACGUGCUGAAGGAACGGGGCGGCUACGUCCUGGUGGUCAAGUGGGGCGACGACCACAUCCCAGGAUCCCCGUUCAACGUCACCGUCCCAUAAUGCACCACGGGAAAAACCAUGGAUCCGCCUGCUGCUGAGCUGGAGAGGAAACAUUGACUGCACUACAGAUUACUGUCGAAUGAAAACGCUGCUGAACAAAAAACAAGCUCAAUCCUCCCUCUCUGUAAAAGUCCAGGAUUUUCUGCUUGAACAUUUUAAUGGAGUUAAAACGCUAAAAAGAAUCCCAACCCGAUCCCAAAAUGUUAAACUGGAUUUAGGGAAAACAGGCAUUACUUGAUAACAAAGCACUUUCCUGUUAAACGCUCAGUUCCAGGACGGAAACGUCUUCUGAGCUGGUUGGUCCACACCACAAACGGCCAACAGAACCAAAUUGGUGCCAAACGGUGAUUUUUCAUCCCGGUUGGGGAAAAACUGGACUUCUUCCUUUUAGUUUGUGAAACUACUGAUUAUUUGUCACUCCCAGAAUUCAUCUCUUCCUCGAUGUUGCCGUAAAAGUUGCCUGUUUACGCUGCCUUCAAGCUGCUGCUUGCUGCAGUCCGCCACAGACUACCUGAGCCAGUGGCUCGGUUCUGAUCCGUUUCCUCUGUCAUCAUGAUCUGAGCUGGAGAACAUUGAAUCUGUCUUGGUGUCGUUAAUGCCGUCGCCAUUAUCACUGCUACUUUUGAUACUUUAGGAUGAAAAGGAGUUUUUGUAUCAGAGGGUUUGGGAAAACUUCUCAUUUUGUAUUGGGGAAUGUGAAACUAAAUCCUGAUCUGAUGUACUGUAUGUUUGAUAAUUAAAAUAAACUGGAAUCUAGAAAAAUGAA
Xiphophorus couchianus (Monterrey platyfish) is the source of this 8719-nucleotide messenger RNA. It is a transcript of the gene flnba, whose product is annotated as filamin B a. Bases 127 to 7953 code for a protein of 2608 amino acids. The transcript has 49 exons. The record is from RefSeq and is a predicted model, not a curated record. NCBI's taxonomy places the organism in Eukaryota, Metazoa, Chordata, Actinopteri, Cyprinodontiformes, Poeciliidae. Gene Ontology annotation, molecular function: actin filament binding. Gene Ontology annotation, biological process: actin cytoskeleton organization.